ACACACACACACACACAUGUUCUUUCGGUGUGUUUGUCAAAACAAAGCAUUAAGUGGUUUUACACACAGGGUUUAUUGUGAACGCACACAGUAUAUCGUGAGGUCUGGGCAUGCUAGAGCCAGGCCAAUCUGCUUAUGCUGGGUGAAGAAAUGAAAACUCCUUUCUCCGGGAGCUUGGCAGGCUGACAGACCAGCGAAGGGAGAGUGGCGUAGGAUUAUCCUCAAAGACUGUCAUUACCCUUUUGCUGUGGAUCCUAAUUUGGAAGUGUGGUAGUAGUCUUACCCCGUAAUACAACUGCAGUGGUGACUUUGAGUUUUGCCAGUGAGGCCAACUUGAAUUUCACCCGUAUUUUGAUGACUGUUUGACCCACUGUAUUAUUCAGAGUUGAGUGCAGUCUAGUAUUGACUCUGGAGAGUUUGCCAAGUGCUCCUUGAGAUUCUUGCCACACUGCGGUAAAUUGGGUAUGAUGAAUCAUAAUGAGGCAUUUUAUUAUUGGCAUCAAAUAUCUGCUCUAAUAUCUAUAUAACUUUCAUAUUUAUAUACAUUCGGUGCAGCAGUACUGUUAAAAUACCAACUAUUAGCAAAGUUAGUAAUUAUGGGACUGUUAUUGAAACCCCCAUCCAUGUGCUUAGCACAGACAAAAGAUAAUCUACCUCUUAUUUAAUCUAGGCAGCAAAGUCCUUUAAAUGUAUCUGUGGCUCAACUGACUUGCCUAACCACAGUGAAUUGUGUGGUUUCAUCACUGAGUUGAGCAGAGCUAUUUGUCUAAAUAAGCACUGAGAUCUUUGCCACAAAUUAAGGCAGACCGUUUGCUCAUUUUCUCUUCCCCAACUUAUCCACUGUGGUUUUAUUGAUUUGAGGGCACUCAUUAUAGGCCAGACAGGUUGUCUAUAAUGAUAAUGAAUGCUUUGGAGGAAGGAACGACUAAUGAAUGUGUCUGAGAUCAUCUCAUCAGCUCUUAGUGUGGAUUUCUCCAAGGUUGGAUUCAUUAGCGAAGGGAACUUGGGACGCCGUGGAAGACGAACUACACGUGUUCGGCUUUAACCUUUCCUUUGUUCUUUUCCUGUCACGUUACUUUUAAGGCUGCUCGUUUCAAAGCGCACCCCGUAUGGACGAUGAGGAGGACGAUGUGUUUGAGCCAAAAGCCAACUGUUGGCGCACCACAUUCAGGGAGAUAAAGUGUGAACAUCGAGGCACACAGACACCCGGUCCUGCCCUGGUACCAAACAACGGCAUGCUGCCCUGUGGAGUCGCAGAGGAGCCCAGACCACUCUUCUACGGUAACGCAGGUUUUCGAUUGCACUUCCCGGCACGCUUCGAGCUCGUCGGGGAUCACAGAGCGAGUCGACAAGGAAGCACGGAGCAGCAAAACAGCAUGGAGCGCCUGCCCCGCCAGCGACCCGCGGCUCGCAGCGUGGAGGCCUGCAUUGGACAGAAACUCCAGCUCAUAGGAGACCAGUUUCACUGGGAACGCCUGCAACUGUAUCACCGAAACCAAAGGAACCAGGGGCCGAUGUGGUGGCGCCUGGCCGCGGCCAUUCUCAGCCUUCUGUUUGAUAGGGGGUUCAUAGCCGGAGGAGGGGGUGGAGGACGGAGGUGAGGCGACCUUGUCCCCCGUUUUUCAUUCAUCUCUGUGAGGAACUGGACUCCUACUGGCACUGUCUAAUCUAACACGGGUCUGUUUGGGGAGAAAACAAUUGAGGUCACCGCGGGACGGAGACAACCAACUUUUAUACCAGGUUGUGUUUUGGGGGUUUUUUGUUGUUUUUUUUCCUUCAAAGAAGAUGCCAUGUUGCUCUGAGAUUCCACUAAUGGGCAAUGUUCUUUCUUUUUUUUGGCAUACCUGUGGUGUAGUGGUUUUGUACAGUACAUUGUUCUUGUUCACUUUAAUGACCUCUCACAGAACCUGGGAAUGCCUUAUUCAGUGUCUUCUGCCAGAAUGAGUAUUGAGCAGUUUUGACAGGUAAGAGAAGAAGAUGGUUAGGAAGUGAAAGGAAACGCAGAGGAAGUUUCCCAGGUGACCAGUCAAGUCGAUUUUUACUAACUUCCAAAGAGGCGACUUCUCAGAACAAAAGCAUUUUGCACCUCACCUCAGUGAAACAUUUAUGUUUUCUUCAUUUUUUUUUACUUUCAGUUUGUCUUUUGUCCCUCCUUGGUUUUCUUUGAACACGACCUCUUGGUAUUGUUCAGAAAUACUGGGAACAGUAGUUUCCGCGCGUGUGAAAGUGAGCGCACGGUGAUAUGUCAUCUUAAUAUGCAAAGAGAGUCACGCGAUACAUGGCAGAUGUUUGGGUCUGCUGACUCUCUGGGUGGAGUCUGCGCUUCUUAACGUCACCGUCUGGUCAAACAAGCCAGGUGACUGCAUGCAAACUUGCCAGACAUCAAAAAGAAAGUGAAAAAGGAAAACAAGGCAUGUGCACUUGGACAUCUUGUGUUGUUAUUGUUAAAAUCCUUUCACUUAACCUGGGUUUUUACUGGGUUUACUUGUCAUUUGAGCCUUUUUCCUGCAACAUAUCGGGGGGCAAAUCUGACAUGUAGCGCACGUCAACGUGCCGACUCUUGCACGCAUGUAAACAACUAUUAGAGGUCUUGCACUAUAUUAGAACACAAGUCAAUCACGUUGUUGCAGAUAUCGUAACACCUAAACCAGCUGUUUUAUUCAUUUCACUUGACCCUUGUUCCCAGUAUAUUACUCUGAUAUUCCCUUUUGGGGGGUUUUUCCAAUGUUUUUUUUUUCAUUUGAUUGUUUUCAGACCUCCAUGCCCUUGAAGUGGAGCUGUGGAUCCACUGUUUUUGCACUAUACCACCCUUCAAAAGAUCCGAAUGUUGACAAGCUAACCUCUGUCUUGUAUGAAGGUUGAUUUUUUUGGUUUGUUUAUUUGUUUUUUUCAUUUACCACCUGUUUCCUUACCACCGCAUUUAUCCAUUCGCAUUGUCUUGAGACGUGCCUCAGUGUUGAGGCCUGACUGAACAUAAUCUGGAUGACACUUCUCGAAAGAUCGCUCACGCAGUUUUUCAGACCACACUGAAGAGUUGGAGAGAGACACGUUGGCUCGGUUAAAAAGGUUUUGAUUUUUUGUUUUGUUUUUUUCACGGCCCCGCUGUAUCUUCAGAACAUCGAAACAAUAUGCCGAACCCAGUGCGCAAAACGAAAUCUCUCAGGCCACCUUUUAUGGGGUAUAAAUAUUGUCGUUGGUGCUGAGAUCCAGAUUUGGGAUGUUUGAGCACAUAUAAUCACCACUGACUCAGCAGACGGGCAGUCUCUGAAAUGGACAAAAAAUAGAAACGAAAAAGUGAAAAAGACUGUAAUUAUUGUUGAAAUAUGAAUAUGUUUAAAGACACUGUCAAAGAUGCUGUUUGUUGUUUUGUUUUACUCCUCUUUCAUUGCUGAACCCAGGCCAACUUUUGGACCCAAGGAGCAGUACAUAUCAGGGGUCUGUAAUUACAUGCUCCUUACAAUGUGUCAAGUUUAUCACUGCAUGACGAUUAGGUUCUUUCUCUUUUUUGUUGUUGGGCUUUUUUUUGUUUUUUUCUCAAGAUGUCUCAGGGACAGACUUUUGUGGGCUACUGGUAACCUUGAGAAUCUGUUACAUGGUUAGAAGAAGAGCUGUUCUCGCCGAUUAAUACGUGACGAAACCCCCUCGAGGUGUUGUCGCUUCUCCCAUCUCCAUUUUAACCUAGAUCUCGGCCAACUUUCUCAGCACACGCUUCUUAAAGGUACCGUUCGACUGAGGAGUUUGAGGCUGACUUGCUGGCUGUGGUGGGGACGGAGCUACUGAGCGUAGUAGUCAUAGGUGGUGCGAGGUGCACUGAAUGUGGUUGUGGUUGUAGUUUCCUGCGGAUCGUGAACGCUGAGCCAGUCCGUGUAGCUCCCCGUCUCACCAUCAGCUCUUGACUUCCUCUUUGUGCUGCUCCUUCAUUACAUGGUUGUUGUUCAUCGGUUCACUUUCUUUGUAAUUU
Messenger RNA from Pundamilia nyererei, 3961 nucleotides. RefSeq names its product BCL2 modifying factor 1 (gene bmf1). The record is from RefSeq and is a predicted model, not a curated record. Gene Ontology annotation, biological process: negative regulation of autophagy; apoptotic process; positive regulation of apoptotic process. Lineage: Eukaryota; Metazoa; Chordata; Actinopteri; Cichliformes; Cichlidae. The coding region runs from base 1110 to 1601 and encodes 163 amino acids. The transcript is spliced from 3 exons. Gene Ontology annotation, cellular component: myosin complex.